AUGGGUCCUCCAAGAAGAAAGGUGCUUGCUACAGCUGAAGAGACGUUGUUCCCGCCUGAUGAGCUUGCUCAAGGACAACUAAUUGGCCGAGUCAUUAAAGCCACUGGGAACAAUGUCUACCUGGUCGAAUAUCCUUCAAAGGCCAGAGCGUUGGUAGAAUUGCCUGCCCGGUUCCGAUCCACAAUCUGGAUCAAGCGGGGUUCCUAUGUCGUGGUAGACACGAAUGCGUUAGAGGAUAGAGACAAUAAGCUCGGUGGAGAAAUUAUCAACAUCGUCAGGGAUGAAAAGGCCUGGCGCAAAGCUCCUUUUUGGCCAAAAGAGUUCGUCAAGCAACCAACCGCCGUGGAAUCAUCUGAUGAGGAAGGCGAAUCGAAUGUGGGCAAGAUGCCUUCAUCAGACGAGUCGGAUGCGUGA
Molecule: messenger RNA, 414 nt
Organism: Aspergillus fischeri NRRL 181
Lineage: Eukaryota; Fungi; Ascomycota; Eurotiomycetes; Eurotiales; Aspergillaceae
Product: putative eukaryotic translation initiation factor eIF1a-like protein
Exons: 2
Coding region: 1-414 (137 amino acids)
Biological process (GO): translational initiation
Cellular component (GO): nucleus
Molecular function (GO): translation initiation factor activity; RNA binding
Source: RefSeq, a predicted model, not a curated record